GCCCCCUGGGCGCUCGCUCCGCCCCGCCCGGCCUCCUUUCCGUCCCCGCGGCCCCGGGAAAACGGGAAAAACCGGAGAGAGCCAGCCCGGCCGUCACUCACCGCCGCUAAGUCCCGCCCUCGCCCGGAACCCGCGCUUCCGCCGCCGAAGCCUCCGUCGCCGCCGCGGCCCCCGCCGCCGCCGCUGCCGCCCCGGCUGAGGCCGCCGCGCUACGUCCUCGCCGCCCGCGGGGCCCGGGUGACGCGCUUCCGCUUCCGGCGACCCGGCCCCGCCUUUGUCCGCCCGCCUCGCCGCUUAACCGCCGCGCAAUCCGCGCCAACGCGGCCCCAACGGCGGAGCGACGGAGCUUCCGGUGACGUUGGCGCGGACCGAAAACGGCGGAGGGGGGCGGCGCGGCGCGCGCAGGCGCAGGAGCUCCCACCGCGGCCUAAAAAAAAAACAAAAAAAAAAAAAACCGCGGCAGAAGGGUCGCGGGCCAAGCCGCGCGAUGGCUCAGACCGGAAGCGGCGCGGACUUCCGGUCUCCUCCGCUACCCGGCGCUCCCCGCUGACGUCACGGAAGCGCCGGCUCCGCCGCUCGCGGUUUCACGAUUUCCCGCCCCGCGGCAAAGGCCGCCGCCGCCGCUUGGCUUUGCGAUUCCAACUCUCGCGAGACGUCGUGGUCGCUCGGAGGGGACUUCCGGUUCCGCGGCCUGUGACGCGUGCGGAUCCGCGCGCAUGCGCAGUCCCCUGCCGCGGUGCUCCCGGUUCCUCUCGAGUCCCGGUCGGCUCCGCGUCGCCGUAUCUGACGUCAGAGCCGCGCGAUCCGAUCCCUGACGCGACACAGGAGGACCAGGAGAUCCCGACCAUCGUCAUUGGUCUGACACUGUGGUGCCCCUGGCCUCGGCCCCGCCCCCUGCAGGCCGUGGAUGGGCGGAUCCUGGAGAAGCCGAGGGACCGCGAGGACGCCCUGAGGAUGCUGCGCAGCCUGAGUGGGAAGCAGCACCGCGUCAUCACCGGCGUCGCCAUCGUCAUCUGGGUCGGCUGUGAAGACCCGGCCCGCAGGCCCCACCCAGGAAGUGACGGCCUUCCACGAGGAGACGCGCUUGACGUUCUCGCCCCUUUCAGAGGAGCUGAUCCGCGAGUACACGGCAGCGGUGAGGGCUGGGACAAGGCCGGGGCCUACGCCAUCCAGGCGCGUGGCGCGAUGCUGGUGCAGGGCGUGGCCGGCGACGUCCUCAACGCCGUGGGCUUCCCGCUCAACCGCUUCUGCCGCGAGCUCGCGCGGGUCCCGCCCACACGGACAGGAAGUGAGGAAGUGACAUCACAGGCGACAGGGCUUGACAGCAAGGACGCGAAGUGAAGUCAUGGGCGACGGGAAGUGCUUCCGGAAACAGGAAGUGACGUCAUCGAACCCCCAUAGACACCUUUGACCUCUGACAUUGGCCCCAGAGAAGUGGGCGGGGAGAAUAAAUGCCUUUGACCUCUGA
Molecule: messenger RNA, 1468 nt
Organism: Mus musculus (house mouse)
Lineage: Eukaryota; Metazoa; Chordata; Mammalia; Rodentia; Muridae
Product: RIKEN cDNA 2510022D24 gene
Exons: 7
Source: RefSeq, a predicted model, not a curated record